CAACUUUCAACUAUAAUGCGGUUUGUUGGUUGCCAGUGCGCUGCAACCAGAGUUAAAGGCAACACGACGGCAACAACAAGCAAAAUAAGCAGCAAUACGGCCAAAGCCACGCCCACAGCAACAGCAGCAGCAGCACCGCACACAAAAGUGCAGCCGGACAAUGCGGAUAUGUCGUCGCUAUCAACAACAACAACAACAGCAACAUCAACACGCAAAUCAUCAAGCACAUCAGCAACAUCAACGCUGUUGCUGCUGCUGCUGCUACAAUUUGCACAACUGCAAGCAGCGCUAGCAAUGUCAACAGCACAUGGCGGCCUAACAGUUAUAGAAGCAGCCAGCACCACCAGCAGCAGCAGCAGCAUCACUACAACUUCCAGCAGCAGCACGAAUAGUCAGCAGCAACAUUUUAGCAGCAGCAGCAACAGCUUUCCCAACAGCCAACGCAAGCGUCAUCGCAAACGCAACAGCAGCUGGUACGACGAUCGCAACUACAAUGAGAACACCACAACGCCCGAGUGGCUCAAUCCCUGCGGUGGCAGCUACUAUCAAGCAGCAGCCAACGAACGCCGCCGCCCACUACGACCCAAGCAGGUCUUCAAUCAGCUCAAGCGCGCCGCCGGCACGGAGUAUCGCGAGCUGAGCAACAGCCAUGAGCAGCAGUUUAUCGAUAUCAGAGACAUGCAAAUGUGGUCGCUUCACAAUUACAACUACAAAUUUCUGCCCAAGCUUAAGCCCAACUCUACGAUUGCUCUAAAGCGCUGGUACCGCAACAUGCAGACGUAUGUGGCCAGCUUCGCCUAUUUGAGACGCGUGCAGCUGAACUGGGAUCAUCAGUACUUGGAGCGCGAGUCGCCGGUGGCCAAGGAGCUGCGCAAUUUGCUGCUCAGUUCGCGCAGCAUGCUCUGCGAGCUGGAGACGGCCGUAAACAAAACUUAUCCGGCGCUGGCACCGGCCAAAGCCAACAGCAAACACAAGAAGCACCAGCAGCAGCAGAAGCGACAGUUGCCACAAAUAUCGCGCAAUGAUAUGAAUAAGCGUUUGAAGCUGCGCAGCAAGCAUCGCCCAAGCGUUAAUGUAACAGCAGCAACAGCCGCAGCAGCAACAACAAAAUCAACAGCAGCAGCAGCAGCAACAGUUGCUGAGGCCGAUGUCAUUGACAUGCGAUUUGUUAAGCAUCAUUAUUAUGAAUUUCUGCGCACCAUGUGGCAGCUGUUGCCGCGCGACAGCAAAACCGAGCGACGUCAGCGUCGCCAGCGCAAUUUGCGACGCCAGCGUCUGCAGCAACAGCAACAGCAGCAACAAUUGCUGUCCAGCAAUCGCAAGGAGUUCAAUGAAGUGUCCAAGCCGAGCCAAGUCGAGUUAAGUGCACGCCGCGGCAAGCGCCAGCAGCCAGCGUCGGCGUCGGCAGCGGCGCAGCGACAUUCGCGACGCGUGCUACGCACGUGAGCAGCCAAUUUGAUAAGAACAAACAACAUUAUUGUAGAUUCAUCCAAAAUGCAACCCUAAACUCGCCUAGUAUAAGUAAAUUAUUUAAAUGGAGUUCGCAAAACACAAAACGCUCUCUCUUUCUCGCUCUCGCCCCCUCUCUCUCACACACACACACAAUCUUUGACUAGCUUGCCCACUUAAGUAUUAUUAAAUGUAUUUAUUUAUUGCCAAUCAUUCCAAGGGCUAAUUAGUCUUAAGCAACACACACACACACACACAUAGCAGUUGCCGUUCUAGUCACAUAAGCG
This is a messenger RNA of Drosophila busckii, 1736 nucleotides long. RefSeq lists its product as uncharacterized. The transcript is spliced from 4 exons. Lineage: Eukaryota; Metazoa; Arthropoda; Insecta; Diptera; Drosophilidae. Gene Ontology annotation, biological process: cell surface receptor signaling pathway via JAK-STAT; embryonic development via the syncytial blastoderm. The record is from RefSeq and is a predicted model, not a curated record. The coding region runs from base 16 to 1446 and encodes 476 amino acids.